GGUUCAUUUUUAGCUGCAUGUUGUUUGCUUCAUAACAAGGGUGAUAUUUUGUUCCUGUACAAUAUUACUUCGCUAUACACAAAUAAAUGAAUUCUCAUAUAACUCUCUCUCAAAAUGAGGAUGAUUAUGACUUUGAUUUGGCCAUGGCUGCCCGGGAUCGAGAACAACACGACCUGAACGUGCGCAAUGGGGCUUAUCGCCAGGCGAUGAGCGAAGUAGCAGGAGAGUUGUACCUACACACCUACACCAGGGCGUUCCAAGAUGAGAUGCGGAAGAAGAGGGAGGCGUGGGGUGUCCCUGCUUACACUUUUGAAGGGUAAGCUAAGUUCCGAUUUUAUGGUAAA
Phytomonas sp. EM1 is the source of this 344-nucleotide messenger RNA. The record is from the annotation of a GenBank genome assembly. Lineage: Eukaryota; Euglenozoa; Kinetoplastea; Trypanosomatida; Trypanosomatidae.